ACCUAGAAGCUCAACCCAGCAACACCAUGGUCAGCUCCUGUUGUGGCUCCACCUGCUCUGGCCUGAGCUGUGGCUCUGGCUGCUGUGCUCCCUGCUGCUGCCGCCCAGCCUGCUGCCUUAGGCCAGCCUGCUGCCAGAGCACCUGCUGCAGGACCAACUGUUAUAGGCCCACCUGCAUUGUUUCCACCUGCUGCCGCCCCAGCUGCUGUGGGUCCAGCUGCUGCCAGCCCUGCUGCCGCCCCAGCUGCUGUGGGUCCAGCUGUUGCCAGCCUUGUUGCCGCCCCAGCUGCUGUGUGACUAGCUGCUGCCAGCCCUGCUGCCGCCCAAGCUGUUGUGUGUCCAGCUGUUGCCAGCCUUGUUGCCGCCCCAGCUGCUGUGGGUCCAGCUGUUGCCAGCCUUGUUGCCGCCCCAGCUGCUGUGGGUCCAGCUGCUGCCAGCCUUGCUGCCGCCCCAGCUGCUGCUGCCGCCCAACUUGCUGUAGACCAAGUUGCUGUCAGUCUGUGUGCUGCCAACCAACUUGCUGCCGCCCUUCCUGCUGUCAGUCUAGUUGCUGCCGCCCCAGCUGCUGUGUGUCCAGCUGCUGCCAGCCUUGCUGCCGCCCCAUCUCCUGCCAGACCACCUGCUGCAGAACCACCUGCUGCCGCCCAGCCUGCUACCUGAAAAACCAACUCCUUCUCAUCACCCAACCCAAACCAGAACCAACCAACACCAUGGUCCAAUCCUGCUGUGGCUCUGUGUCCUCUGGCUGUUGCCAGCCCAGCUGUUGUCUGACCAGCUGCUGCCAGCCCAUCUGUUGCCAGACUACCUGUUGCCAGCCUAGCUGUUGCCAGUCUAGCUGCUGCCAGCCCAGCUGUUGCCAGUCUAGCUGCUGCCAGCCCAGCUGUUGCCAGUCUAGCUGCUGCCAGCCCUGCUGCCCACCCAGGUGCUGCCUGCCAUUCUCUUGCCAAACCACCGUGUGCCGCCCAGUGACCUGUGUGCCCAGGUGCAGUCGCCCCAUCUGUGACACUUGCUGCCGCCCUCGCUGCUGUGACCCCUGCUGCCUGCAGGAGGGCUGCUGCCGCCCCAUUGCCUGCUGCCCCACCUCCUGCACAGCUGUGGUCUGCAGACCCUGCUGCUGGGCUUCCACCUGCUGCCAUCCUAUUAAUGUGCAGUCUCCUUGCUGCAGACCCCCUUGCUGCCAGCCAGCCCCCUGCCGCACCACCUGCCGCUCCACCUGCUGCCCUACCUGCUGUUGAGAAUCUAUGGCCUUUCUGAGUCAACCAAGUCAAAUGGAAAAUAUGGCCUCAUGAGAUGCCAAUGUGCAUGCCAAUGUACAUGAUUACAUUCUUCUCUUUCUAAGGAUCAAAUGACAAAUUGUCAUUUUUCCAUGCAUCAGUUUCUAGGAAUUUUCCAUGAAACUUCUAGGAAGUUUCCAUGGAAUCAGUUUCUAGGGGCAAAUAGCUCACUGAUAAUGACCUAGAUGAACUUUGCUAAUUCAUCCCAAUAAGCGAGCAUCCUAACAGGUUCUGACCUUUCUGCAAUCACAUUGGCAUUUAUAAUUUUUCAUAAGAUAUCCUCUGUAUUUUUACUUGUCUUCAAUAAACAUUUUUUCCUGGCAUAGCAAACACUUCUCACUAUAAAUUCUUCAAUUAUUAUGUUCUUUACUCACUCUGUCUUAGCUAGAGCACUAUUUGAAAAAGGUAAAGAAGAAGGUUACAUCUUUUAAAGAUGUAAAGGAUCUC
Molecule: messenger RNA, 1721 nt
Organism: Monodelphis domestica (gray short-tailed opossum)
Lineage: Eukaryota; Metazoa; Chordata; Mammalia; Didelphimorphia; Didelphidae
Source: RefSeq, a predicted model, not a curated record